Messenger RNA from Octodon degus (degu), 1367 nucleotides. RefSeq names its product cysteine-rich secretory protein 2. NCBI's taxonomy places the organism in Eukaryota, Metazoa, Chordata, Mammalia, Rodentia, Octodontidae. The record is from RefSeq and is a predicted model, not a curated record. The transcript has 11 exons. The coding region runs from base 291 to 1025 and encodes 244 amino acids. Gene Ontology annotation, cellular component: extracellular region.
GCGGGAGUUAACGCUCGCCCAGGAAGGGGAGCGGCCGCCCAGCAGCAGGAACUGCCCGCCGGAGCCAGGGGUUGUAACCAUGAAGCCAUCCACCAUGCUGCUGCUGUGAGAACCACACCAUCCUGCUCUUAAAACCCCUGCAAGGAAGGACACAGUGCUUUUCUGUUAACAAAGCAGAUAUUCCAUCCCAGUCUGACAACCAACAGUAAAUCCUGGGACUUUUGACACACUAAAAAUAAACAACUUGGGCACUGUGUUGCUCAACAUCAUUUAAAUAGACACUUCCAGCGAUGGCCUUGCUCCCGGUGGUGGUGGUGCUCAUUGCGACGCUGUUUCCAUCCUUGCCCACUGAAGGAAAGGAUCCAGCCUUCACUUCUUUGUUAACCACCCAGCCCCAAGUGCAAAGUGAGAUUGUGAAUAAACACAAUGAACUAAGGAAAUCUGUCUCCCCUCCCGCCAGCAACAUGCUUAAAAUGGAAUGGAGCAGGGAAGCAACAGUAAACGCACAAAAGUGGGCCAACAAGUGUACUUUAGAGCACAGUGAACCAGACGACCGAAAAACCAGUACCAAGUGUGGCGAGAAUCUCUACAUGUCAAGUGACCCUACUUCCUGGUCAAACGCAAUCCAAAGCUGGUUUGACGAAAGCCAAGAUUUCACUUAUGGAGUAGGACCCAAGACUCACAGCGCCAUCGUGGGGCAUUACACGCAGCUUGUUUGGUAUUCAUCUUACCUCGUCGGCUGCGGAGUUGCCUACUGUCCGAAUCAAGAUAGUCUGAAAUACUACUAUGUUUGCCAGUACUGCCCUGCCGGGAACAGCGUGAGCGCAAAGAACACCCCUUACAAGCAAGGACAGCCCUGCGCCAGCUGCCCGGGGCACUGCGAGCACGGGCUGUGCACCAAUAGCUGUGAGUAUGAAGAUCUCCUUAGUAACUGCGAGUCUUUGAAGAGCACAGCUGGCUGUGAACACCAACUGCUCGUGGAGAAGUGCAAGGCCACCUGCAGAUGUGAAAACAAAAUUUACUGAACCACCCACUGUGCAUAGGGCAGGGCAAAGGGGGAAGAGCUGCACCACUUGGGUGGGCAGUAACCACGGGAAAGUUCUCGCUAUGCUAGCUACCAAUUUGGUCCCACGCAGCAGUACUUCUCACUCUUGGGUAUUUAGAAAACCUGCUCUGUACAGCAGUGUUCAAAAGAAGCAUUAGCUAUGACAUCUGCAGACUUUGAUAGAAUUGCGAUUCUUUAAUGAUUCAGAUCAAGCUGAGAAUUUUCAAGGCUGUGCUCUCAUAGGACUUAGGUCCCUUGAAAUUUGGAUCAAAAUGAAAAUUGCUUGUCUCCUGAAGCACCAUGAUAAAAAAAAAAAAAAAAA